AUGUCAUGUUGGAGGUAUGCAAGGCAAUGGCUGCGCGACAUCACGGACCGCACACUGCUGAACAGCCCUUUUACAGGACGACACUUGCUGCCGUACCUGCUCACCGCCUUGAUCCUACAGCGGGCCACAUUUCGCUGUAUCGUCUCCCUUUAUGUAUGGUCUGGAAGUGCAACUUUGAUUUCGCUGACGCUUUCAGUCUUGCCACUGUUCAUGCAAUUUUCUGGCCGCGCUGCGAUGAGAAUCGCAUCUGAAGUUAUUUUUUGUUUUGGGAUUAUCCUCGAAGCGCCACUGUUGAUGUUUGACUUGGGCUGGACACAAGGCCUCACUUUCGCCAUAUUCCACUUGGCAGCAUGUGCCUCUAUGCGGAUACAUCCUUUCGGUGUACUUUUACUGGCAUGUAUGUUUGUGGACCUCAUUGUCAGCGAAGAGGUUGCACCUGUUGCGUGGACCUUCUGGUGGCACGGCGCUUUUCCGACGUACUUCAUCCAUAGCGUGAGCGUCAGGAAAUUUGUCACAUUUGGAGGAUGGAUGAUCAUGAUUGCUAUUUGGUACACCUACAGCUUUUCGAAGGUCAUCAGCGCGGUAAAGAACGGCACCAUCAUAAGCCAGCAGGCUGCUGCCUCGACACCGCGAGCCGAGCCAAACAGAUACCGCGGUUUUUGCUUCUGGUGGAAAUUAGCGACGGAGGAUGCGGUGCGCAGCUCUCCUCUCAUGGCUCGUUCUGCUAGCUGCACCUGGCUCUGUGCCAGCAUGCUGUGGGGUUGCCACCUGGUGCUUGCCGACUCCAUCUUGGGUGGGAUAGAGAUGGGAGCAGCAAAGUGCGGGGCGGCUUCCAAAUGGCAAGUUUUGCUGCCCAUGAUGGUAUCCCUCCCUGCCGUUGCUCUAGCGGUGCUGGCCUUGCGAAAGUUGCUGUCAGAUAGGGAAGUCCUGCUAUGGGAGUCCUGCUUGUUGAUAGUCACAGUCCUCCCUCAGUUUCUGAAUGCUGGCCUGAUUUCACUCAUGAAAAGGCGCGAAUGCUACUCCCUGCUGUGGGAUAAUUUGGCAUUUUCGUUAUCGUCUAUUUCUGGGGUCAUGGCAUUGGCUACGCUCGCCGUCGCCAAUGUGCACCCAAUGCUCAUCGCCUUAGGUGGCUGCACUACCUUGAUCAUGGUUUUUGGCCCUGUGUCAAUUCGUCUUCACAAUCUCUCCGGUGCGCUGUACUGCAUGGCGGUAGCCAGCAUUAUCCUGUUUGAAUCUGUUCUUCACUUUAGCAUCAUCAGGUGCGUGUGGGCUGCCAUGGAGCGUGGCUGGCAGAACGCCUUGAGUUUGGACGCGAUCGUGUCGCAGAUCUCCCUGCGCACACACACAAGCAGUGGUACGCUACCACAAGAAGUGGAGCUGCCCAGUUCAGAGCUGCUGCAGGUGAGAGAGUGGCCGCCAGUUGGUCAUGAUCCGUGCUGGAGAGGCAGCUUCAUGACCGGAAGCGGUGGCAUCGCGGAAGAGACAGAGCUCGAGGGUGGUGAGAACCAUGACUGUGAGGCCACAAGGGAUGAAGAGCCGGAGGGCAUCGCUGGCAAAGCUUUCCAGCCAGCGGUGGCAGUACUGCGGCAUGGAGAACGCGCUGACGUGACCUGGGGAUCCACCUGGUCCCAAUCUCCAGAUGCGCAGCAGAACCCUGCUGACUGCCCCAUCACGCCGGCAGGCAUUGAGGAUGCGUUGGAAGCAUCUCACAUGCUUCGAACCUUCGCAGGCUUCGGCAUUGUGGUUUCUUCCCCAUAUUUGCGAUGUGUGCAAACUGCCAUCAUCAUUGCAGACCAGCUGAACUUGACGGUGCUGCUUGACCACGAGCUGGGCGAGGUGUUUGGGCCCUGUGUCUUUGAGUCCGGGGCCUACCACCUGGGAGGGCACCCAUGGCGCCAGCGCUUCGCACUGUACCAGGCGCUGAAGAGCUGGGAGCCGACGCCCAGGGGCCAGCCGUUGGCAAAGCCCGCCGUGCGCCGUGUGUCGUGGAAGAGGAUCCUCGGUGCCCCUCCCUCGUGGCCUGAGCGGCUGCCGCAGGCGCGCACACGCUACGCGCGCCGGUUCCUGUCCUACCUGCGGAGGAGCCGCCUGGCACAGCGAAGUCUGGUGAUCGUGUCUCACGGGCAUAGGGUGCAAAGCUGCCUCAAGGUCUUGCCGCAGACACAUGAUAGAGAUGUGGCCAGGGUCUCGUACUGUGGAGGCUUAAUGGCACGAUUCGGCUCCGGACUUGCGAGGCUGGACAGCUUUGAGGAAACUAGCUUCUUCCAUCAAGCAGCGGAGAUGGAGAGUUCCUCGGAACUUGGCGUGGAGGCUGGGGGUGACUGGCAGCAAGGAGUUGAAGCCGAGGAGGAGCAAGCUUUGGACCCUGUCAAGUUGAAGGGGUGGGGGGUACACAUCAUCGGGACUGAGUUCGGGCCAAUGGAUAACAGAGCGCUUGGCCGCCAUUCCCAGCACAGGGCUUUCUUGGACCAGCUGCGGACCAACACUUUGACCAUGGAGUGCAUCCAGCAGCUUCUUGGAGAGCUGCCCCAGCAGGUCCCUGGUUCUGAGUCUCAAGGCCCUGAGUCAUCUCCAAGGUUGCGGGCAGGCUCCGGCACGGAGAGCUCCAUGCGGAUGUUCACCCGGCGCAGCGUCACCGAGUCGAUUUGCACCAGUGACUUCUCAGAGCCGCGAGAGCUCUUGCGGCCGGAAGAGCCUCCUGAGCCGCCCAAGGCGGCCAGGCUUCUGUUGAAAGCCAACCCGUUGCUUAGCCGGCGCCUUCAAAACAAGGAAGGCAGCUCAGGCUUGGAGGCAAAGUAA
Molecule: messenger RNA, 2799 nt
Organism: Effrenium voratum
Lineage: Eukaryota; Dinophyceae; Suessiales; Symbiodiniaceae
Source: the annotation of a GenBank genome assembly